Messenger RNA from Ooceraea biroi (clonal raider ant), 1891 nucleotides. Its product is annotated as microfibrillar-associated protein 1. Lineage: Eukaryota; Metazoa; Arthropoda; Insecta; Hymenoptera; Formicidae. The record is from RefSeq and is a predicted model, not a curated record.
GCCCGCCCUGCAAGCUUGCAAGAUUUGAGUUCGUGUCAGUUUCGUGUGCGUCGUGUGUACGUGUGAUAACGAAUAAGAUUUUGUUUAAUUGUGAUUUUUUAUAAUACAGUGAUACGUAGUCAAGAUGAUGAUGGACUAUUUUGUGACGAACAAUUCCUUAGCACCCGCACCCAUGGGUAUACAAAGCACAGCGGGUGCUGUGCCCGUAAAAAAUGAUAAAGGAGAAUUGUCCAUGAAAAAGGUGAAGGUGCAUCGUUAUGUUUCUGGUAAGAGACCAGAUUAUGCAGCAGUGAGUUCAGACGAAGAGUCGGAAGAGGAGGACUUCCUCGAGAAGCGCGUACACAAGGGUUACGACGAUGAGGCCAUUGCUGAUGUCACCACACACUCGUACUCAAAGACUAGAGACGAGGAUGAUCCACGUCUGCGAAGAUUAACGCGACAGCAGAAAGAGGCACCGACCGAAGUACGUGUGGAAAGACACAGACACAUCCAUGAGCCCGAGCUAAUUGAGGUCGAGUUGGAAAGAUCGCGGGAGAGGGUCAAAUUGGAGAGCUCUGACUCCUCGGAGGACGAAGAGCUAUCAGAUUCUGAGAUAGAAAAACGACGAGAGGCACUGAAACAACGAGUAUUAUCCAAGAAGGAAACGGAAGAAGAGCUGAUACAGGACGAGGAGGAAGAGAAAUCGGGCGGGAGUUCAGACGAGAGUACGGAUUAUGAAGAAUAUACCGAUUCCGAAGAAGAAAUCGGGCCGCGAUUGAAGCCCGUGUUCGUUCGCAAAAAGGACAGAAUCACAGUGAUGGAGAAAGAGAAAGAAGCGGUUCGGCAGAAACAAGCGGAAGUUGAGACUAGGAAGAUGGCUGAGGAACGAAAGAGAGAGACCCUGAGGAUGGUAGAAGAGUCUGUGCGAAAAGAGACGCAGACGGGCAGCAAGGCUAAUAUCGAUCAGGAGAGCAAGCUGAACGACGUUUGUACAGAUGACGAAAACGAUGAGGUGGAAUACGAGGCGUGGAAGCUACGCGAGCUGAAGAGGAUCAAGCGUGAUCGCGAGGAGAGGGAGCAGCUGGAGAAGGAACACUUGGAGAUCGACCGUAUCCGUACCAUGACCGAGGAGGACCGAAGGCAGGAGGCGCGAUUGAAUCCGAAAGUCAUCACCAAUAAAGCGGCGAAAGGCAAAUACAAGUUCCUGCAGAAAUAUUAUCAUCGCGGUGCGUUCUACUUGGACAAAGACGAUUCCAUAUUGAAACGCGACUUCUCCGGCGCAACUUUGGAAGAUCAUUUCGAUAAGACAAUCCUGCCCAAAGUCAUGCAGGUGAAGAACUUCGGGCGCAGUGGCAGAACCAAAUAUACUCACUUGGUGGAUCAAGACACCACGCAGUUUGAUUCACCUUGGAUAUCAGAGACGGCUCAGAAUCUUAAGUUCCACAAUAAUCAAGCAGCAGGGAUGAAACAGGUCUUCGAUCGGCCUUCUUUGAAUAAAAGAAAAACUGAGAAUUGAAUGCUUUUGCUGAUAUUCACAUAUGUCUUUGGUUUUUUCGUUUUAUUCGGAAAAUAAUAUCGAUACGUCUAUAAAUAUAAAUAUAUUUCAAUUAUUUCAUAUUGCUAAAAUAUAUAUAAUUUAUAUAUACGAAAUAUAAACGACAUUAUAUAAAUUAUAAUGAAUUACGUGAGUUUGUUUAUUAUAUUUACCUUUUUCACAAAUGCAAUAACAUUAUUUGUACAGUUAAACUUUGUACAGAGCAUAAAAUAUUUAUACUUUAUAUAUAUUAAAUAUAUUUACUUAAAAAGAAAUAAUUUUACUUAUGUGAAAAGAAUACAUAUAUUUUUUAUUCAUGCAAUUAUUUAAAAUUAAAAAUGUAUGUAAACUUUUAUUACAGUUCUCAGGUAAAUUCAC